AUGAGUAAAUUAACCUCAACUCCGCCACUUGUCGAUCUCAACCCUGCAAAGAGUGUUCACGAAGUCGAAAUACAUCUUCACGAGCCACUGAUUCAAAGACCUGGAUCACGCAAGAAGCGAAUCGGGUUUCAAAUUCUUAAUGCCCUGGCGAGGCUAGAGAUAUUGUUGACCAAAGAAGAGGCAUUGGCAAGUGCUGUCGAUAGUGUCAAGUUUUUGGACCAGCAACGAUAUAAUCACUCUGAAAUCGAAUCGGUAAUAUCCGUCAUUCAGAAGUCGCUUGUUCAAUUUGAUGAAGAUGGUCUACUCAAAAAGGAUACUCAGGCUUACAUGUCUGAACUAGGACUUGCCGCAUUUUUUCCAAAAUCAUCCAAAAGAUUGGUCGUCUCUAUGAUGGGGUCUACUAAUGAAUUUCGGGCUCAUUUGCACGAAAUGACUAUCGUUAAUCAACUUGUCUCGAUGGCAUUACAACUCCAACAAGAUAUAAAUUUGACAAAUCAUAAAUACAUGGCCCAUCAAUUAGCGCUCCUGUAUCAAUGCUUAAAUCAAGCAAGUGAACCAUUUCUCAAAUACAAAUCACGCGUAGAAAUACACUUUGAUGCUAUUAAAACAUUGACUAAUAGCUCGGAUGAGCCUGUAUUAACCAAAGAUCAUAAAGAAUGGUUGUCUCAAUUGACUGCAGAUAUCGUGACAGAGGCUCUUUUCAGCGGAAGGUCGGUGUCAACAGCUUCGCGGCCACUGGCAACGUAUCUUACCGCACUCGAUCAAACAGCAGCGCAUCAAUAA
Messenger RNA from Paraglomus occultum, 783 nucleotides. NCBI's taxonomy places the organism in Eukaryota, Fungi, Glomeromycota, Glomeromycetes, Paraglomerales, Paraglomeraceae. The record is from the annotation of a GenBank genome assembly.